Messenger RNA from Oncorhynchus masou masou (cherry salmon), 7099 nucleotides. RefSeq names its product phospholipid phosphatase-related protein type 5-like. Gene Ontology annotation, biological process: phospholipid dephosphorylation; signal transduction; phospholipid metabolic process. The transcript has 8 exons. Gene Ontology annotation, cellular component: plasma membrane. The record is from RefSeq and is a predicted model, not a curated record. Gene Ontology annotation, molecular function: phosphatidate phosphatase activity. NCBI's taxonomy places the organism in Eukaryota, Metazoa, Chordata, Actinopteri, Salmoniformes, Salmonidae. The coding region runs from base 201 to 1193 and encodes 330 amino acids.
GGAGGAGAGAAGAAGAAGAAGGAGAAGAGAUAGAGAGGCAGCUGGGUGGGGAGAUUUUCACUACACUUUCCCUCAUCUGAUAUGGCCUCCGCGUAGGAAUCUGGUGCCACGGCAACAGAGGAGCUAGGCAGCAGCGAGGUGUCUAAGGUGUGAGGAGAGAGAGAGUGCUGGAGAGAGGACAGGAGAGAGAGAACGAGAGAAUGAUGGCGGCAGAGGAGGAGAAGCCGGGUUUGAAGAGCAGCAGCUCCAUAGUUCCCUGCUUCUUGUUUGUUGAGCUGGUGAUCAUGGCAGGGACGGUUCUCCUGGCGUACUACUUUGAGUACACAGACACGUUCCCCGUGCACAUCCAGGGCUUCUUCUGCUACGACAAGACAUUCUCCAAGCCCUACCCCGGCCCGGAUGAAACCAGCAAGAUACCCCCACUGCUGGUCUACUCACUGGUUACAGGCAUCCCCUGCUUCACGAUCCUGGUGGGGGAGCUGGUGGCGUUCUUUCUGAAGGCUGAGGGGACGCAAGAGAAGACCAUAGUGACAGCAGACUGCUGCUACUUCAACCCCCUGCUGCGUCGCAUCGUCCGCUUCCUAGGGGUGUUCUCCUUCGGCCUGUUCACCACCACCAUCUUUGCCAAUGCGGGUCAGGUGGUGACAGGAAACCAGACGCCUCACUUCCUGUCUGCCUGCCGGCCUAACUACACGGCCCUGGGGUGCACAUCCAACAUGCAGUACAUCACCCAGCCCCGUGCCUGCACUGGAAACCCCCUGGUAGUGGCAUCCGCACGCAAAUCCUUCCCCUCCAAGGACGCAGCCCUCAGUGUCUACUCUGCAGUCUACACUGUGAUGUAUGUGACGCUGGUAUUCCGGACCAAAGGCACUCGGCUGACCAAGCCUACGGUCAGCCUGACCCUGCUAUGCCUGGCCAUGCUGGUGGGCGUGGUCAAGGUGGCAGAGUACCGCAACCACUGGGCUGACGUCCUGGCCGGCUUCUUCACUGGGGGAGCCAUCGCUGCGUUUCUGGUGACGUGUGUGAUCAACAACUUCCAGCAGACGAGGCCCCCUCCCCUUCCCCCGCGACCCCAGCGCCCUGAGUCGGUGCUAGGCAUGCCCAUGGUGGCUCUGCCCUGUGUGGAGAGUCCACUCGAAAAGUUAAGUGGAACUCAGACUCCGAGGGGGUCUCCUUUCACAGAGAUCACAUGACCAUCAGCCGUAUCGGUUCCCCGCCACCCCAGAUGUCCUCAUUCCGUCUCGCUCCAUUUCCAGCGAAGUCUAGACCAGCCACACGAACAUGAACACUCACACGAACACCACUGCGCCGCCCACCCGGCAGGCCGCUACUCCACCCUCUACAGAUCCUACUCCACGCAGGUCUAGACUAUCAAAACACACGCACACAAGCACAACACACACAGCAUACUCAGACCUCUACGAACCUCCCCCUAACCUUGUCCAAGCCCAAACCCCUGGGGGAACCGAAAGGUGAGCUCAUAAAGUGAGACUCACAAAGACUUAACAGCUGUCCAGCUGAACAUUCAGUACAGUGUCAGGUACAGGUAUGCCUCUUUCAUUUAGUUGUUUUCAGAGGCUUCUUUUUUGUUUUGCAGACUUUUUUUUUGAAUGUGCUUCAUUGUGUGAAGUACACAUUUCACUGACAUCACAAGGUGAUGUUUCAUCAUCUUCGUGCUUGUAAGGAGAAACUGUCAGAAUCCAUUUGAGAACUGUGUUCUUUUGUGUUUUCAACUGUCUGUCGGAGAUGUCCUCACAGGCAAUGCAGCCAGUCAUCCUGAAACAAUUCAGUCAUUUGUGUCUCUGUGCAGUUGUGCUUAAUGAACGCCCUCCGCUGGCUUUAGGGCUAAUUUUCAGUAUCCUAGAAUGAGCCAAUCAUCAAAUAUCUGCAAGAGUCAACAAACUCAAAUGUUUACGGACCAAUCACCUUCUGUAGCAACUGUGGUACUUAAUUACUGUACCUUCCAAAUACAGCAUAGAGACAACACACACAGAUCAGACCUCUCUUCAGCUCUGCACGACAUUACCCAGAUCAAAGGAUUCUGUUCAUAUCACUGAGGAGAAGACGAUACAAGAACAAACAGGAUGAAACUGCAGACGGUUUAUUUUUCUCCGCUUUCGAUUGGUUGCAGCUGCCGCAAGUCAGCAUGAAAUAGAUACAGAUUUGGUAAGACCGGAUGAGACACAUUUUGAAAUACAUCACAAGUGACAGGACAUGAGCUUUGUACAGUACAAAACAUUUUAUUUUACACUCAAUGUAUCUGGACAGGGAACCUUGGUUACCAAAGCUUUGUCAUUGUGAUGUCACUAAAAUACUUGUUUACUUACACCCCCCCUUUUGCCUGGAAUGGAACGGAUCACAUCGGCAUGGAACGGAUCACAUCGGCAUGGAACGGAUCACAUCGGCAUGGAACGGAUCACAUCGGAAUGGAACGGAUCACAUCGGAAUGGAACGGAUCACAUCGGCAUGGAACGGACCACAUCGGCAUGGAACGGACCACAUCGGCAUGGAACGGAUCACAUCGGCAUGGAACGGACCACAUCGGCAUGGAACGGAUCACAUCGGAAUGGAACGGAUCACAUCGGCAUGGAACGGAUCACAUCGGAAUGGAACGGAUCACAUCGGCAUGGAACGGACCACAUCGGAAUGGAACGGAUCACAUCGGAAUGGAACGGAUCACAUCGGAAUGGAACGGAUCACAUCGGCAUGGAACGGACCACAUCGGCAUGGAACGGACCACAUCGGAAUGGAACGGAUCACAUCGGCAUGGAACGGAUCACAUCGGAAUGGAACGGAUCACAUCGGCAUGGAACGGAUCACAUCGGCAUGGAACGGACCACAUCGGCAUGGAACGGACCACAUCGGCAUGGAACGGACCACAUCGGCAUGGAACGGACCACAUCGGCAUGGAACGGACCACAUCGGCAUGGAACGGACCACAUCGGCAUGGAACGGACCACAUCGGCAUGGAACGGACCACAUCGGCAUGGAACGGACCACAUCGGCAUGGAACGGAUCACAUCGGCAUGGAACGGAACGCCACACUGGAAAACCAAGAUUCCCUGUCUCUGGGCUGUAGAGAGAUAUUAUUGGACUUUGCCUAUUCAUGUGAUAAUGUGAUUUUUUUUAUGAGGAGAUUGAUCGUAGAUGUAUUUAUUUGAUGUGUAUAUAUGGUGUGGUUACCACAAACAGUUUCAUUUUCAUUUGCACAGCCCUCACUCAUAUCCAGUGGUGUAGAGUACUUAAGUAAAAAUACUUUAAAGUACUACUUACUGUAAGUAGUUUUUUGGGGUAUCUGUACUUUACUAUUUAUAUUUUGCCUACUUUUACUUGACUACAUUCCUGAAGAAAAUGAUUUACUUUUUACUCCAUACAUUUUCCCUGACACCCAAAUAUUUUUUUUAUGCUUAGUAGGACAGGAAAAUGGUCAAAUUCAUGCACUCAUCAAGAGAACAUCCCUGGUCAUCCCUACUGCCUCUGAUCUGGAGGAGUCACGAAACACAAAUGCUUUGUUUGUAAAUUAUGUGAGUGUUGUAGUGUGCCCUUGGCUAUCCAUAAAUUAAAAAGAUUUGCUUAAUAUAAGGAAUUUGAAAUGAUUUAUACUUUUACGUUUAACUAAGGAUAUUUUAGCAAUUACAUUUACUUUUGAUACUUAAGUAUAUUUAAAACCAAAUACUUUUUUUCAUUUUUACUUGAGCCAUUUUCUGUUAAGGUAUCUUUACUUCUACUCAAGUAUGCUCAUAUCUCACCCUCCACUCCCCACUCCCUCCCACUGGCAUAUGGUUUUCUACCACUGUUUGGUUCUCUCCUUUGUGUUGUAUCCUGACUAUACCGUCACUGUGCUGUGUAAUGUUUCCCUCUGCUGGACAACACACACACACGAAAACGCUCAUAAGAAAACAUACAUUUAAUAUUGACAAACUAAAAUAACCAAAAUACACACACUUUUGGAUGUACAUACACAUACUCACCCAACGAAACCAACAAACACACACACUCACUUACCUCUCCUAAUCUCUAGGCUAUACCUCCCCUCUUUCCCACUUUCUUACACUUAAACCUAUUUGUAUGGUUUUGUAAAUAGUUAUUUUUUGUAAUGAGAAUGUGAUUUUUACACAGACACCCCACUGCACUCCUUACAUUAAGUUGUUAUGGAGAAAUGGGAACAUUAAUUGUAUCAACUUUAUUACUGAAGACAAGAGUGUAUGUAAAGGUCCUGGUCCACUCUAAAUCAGGCCUGGAUUGGACCUCUCCUCGUCCCAAACUGGCAGCCAUUCUGCAUCAAACCAGGUGCCCUCCCGGACCAAGGUUGGAGUCAACCAAAGAUGGCUCGUGGUUCUAUGCUAACAAUAGAAUCCCCUCAUGGUUUAGUUUCUCUUGUAAUAGUUCACCUGCCAUCCCAUAUUGGGCCAGUAACCAAAAUGUUGCUGGAUCGAAUCCCCGAGCUGACAAAGUAAAAAUCUGUGGUUCUGCCCCUGAGCAAGGCAGUUAACCCACUCUUCCCCGGGCAACGAUGACAUCGAUUAAGGCAGCCCCCCCUGUGCCUCUCUGAUUCAGAGGGGUUGGGUUGAAUGCAUUCAGUUGUACAGCUGACUAGGUAUCCCCCUGUGAAUGCAUUCAGCAGCACAGCUGACUAGGUGUCCCCCUGUGAAUGCAUUCAGCAGUACAGCUGACUAGGUAUCCCCCUGUGAAUGCAUUCAGCAGUACAGCUGACUAGGUAUCCCCCUGUGAAUGCAUUCAGCAGUACAGCUGACUAGGUGUCCCCCUGUGAAUGCAUUCAGCAGUACAGCUGACUAGGUAUCCCCCUGUGAAUGCAUUCAGCAGCACAGCUGACUAGGUGUCCCCCUGUGAAUGCAUUCAGCAGUACAGCUGACUAGGUAUCCCCCUGUGAAUGCAUUCAGCAGUACAGCUGACUAGGUGUCCCCCUGUGAAUGCAUUCAGCAGUACAGCUGUCUAGGUGUCCCCCUGUGAAUGCAUUCAGCAGUACAGCUGACUAGGUAUCCCCCUGUGAAUGCAUUCAGCAGCACAGCUGACUAGGUAUCCCCCUGUGAAUGCAUUCAGUUGUACAGCUGACUAGGUAUCCCCCUGUGAAUGCAUUCAGUUGUACAGCUGACUAGGUAUCCCCCUGUGAAUGCAUUCAGCAGUACAGCUGACUAGGUGUCCCCCUGUGAAUGCAUUCAGCAGUACAGCUGUCUAGGUGUCCCCCUGUGAAUGCAUUCAGCAGUACAGCUGACUAGGUGUCCCCCUGUGAAUGCAUUCAGUUGUACAGCUGACUAGGUGUCCCCCUGUGAAUGCAUUCAGCAGUACAGCUGACUAGGUGUCCCCCUGUGAAUGCAUUCAGCAGUACAGCUGACUAGGGGUCCCCCUAUGAAUGCAUUCAGCAGUACAGCUGACUAGGUGUCCCCCUGUGAAUGCAUUCAGCAGUACAACUGACUAGGUGUCCCCUUGUGAAUGCAUUCAGCAGUACAGCUGACUAGGUGUCCCCCUGUGAAUGCAUUCAGCAGUACAACUGACUAGGUGUCCCCCUGUGAAUGCAUUCAGCAGUACAGCUGACUAGGUGUCCCCCUGUGAAUGCAUUCAGUUGUACAGCUGACUAGGUAUCCCCCUGUGAAUGCAUUCAGCAGUACAGCUGACUAGGGGUCCCCCUAUGAAUGCAUUCAGCAGUACAGCUGACUAGGUGUCCCCCUGUGAAUGCAUUCAGCAGUACAACUGACUAGGUGUCCCCUUGUGAAUGCAUUCAGCAGUACAGCUGACUAGGUGUCCCCCUGUGAAUGCAUUCAGCAGUACAGCUGACUAGGUGUCCCCCUGUGAAUGCAUUCAGCAGUACAGCUGACUAGGUAUCCCCCUGUGAAUGCAUUCAGCAGUACAGCUGACUAGGUGUCCCCCUGUGAAUGCAUUCAGCAGUACGGCUGACUAGGUGUCCCCCUGUGAAUGCAUUCAGCAGUACAGCUGUCUAGGUGUCCCCCUGUGAAUGCAUUCAGCAGUACAGCUGACUAGGUGUCCCCCUGUGAAUGCAUUCAGCAGUACAGCUGUCUAGGUGUCCCCCUGUGAAUGCAUUCAGCAGUACGGCUGACUAGGUGUCCCCCUGUGAAUGCAUUCAGCAGUACAGCUGUCUAGGUGUCCCCCUGUGAAUGCAUUCAGCAGUACAGCUGACUAGGUGUUCUUUCCCUAUACACCAAAGUCAGUGAAUUAGGACAAAGUGCACUGUAUACUACUAUCACAAUCUUGAGGGGUCUGUUGCUUUUACAUUCAAGUCAUUUAGCAGACACUUUCAUCCAGAGCGACUUACAGAAGCAAUUGUGGUUAAGUGCCUUGCUCAAGGGCACAUUGUCAUCUCUGGGAUUCGAACCAGUGACCUUUCAGUUACUGGCCCAGCGCUCUUAACUGCUAGGCCAAAACUGAUAGCAGCUACAAAAUACUACACAGAUGGCUUGACUAUGUUUGGGUCAGAAUGUGUGUUCCUUGGUGCACAUACAAUACAUCUGCAGUUAGAUUUAGUUCUAUUUUAAAAUAAUAAGACGAUAAAUAAUGCAGUAACAAAGGAAAGUGUUCUGAGUUUUAACACUUCAUUUCAUCUUGUUACAACGUACCUUCUGUUUUGUAAAGAUUUGUCUGAUGAGAACAAUAAAUGGAUAUUGAAAUAAAAAGGAUGUUGAGUGUUCGCUCUUGCCUUUUAUGAGGGCAGGACACAUUAUGUUUUACUGUCAUUGAUUUUAUCCUUUGACCAAUCACAAUGCUGAUUGUGGCUCAAACGUGGCCCAGGAUGUGGAUCAUAGCCAACAGGAAUGUCUUGUACUUUUUAAUCAAUGUUCUCGUUUUAUUUUCUUUAUUGGACAUAAUAUGCACUUCUGCCUCAGCAACAAUCUCUAAAGGUUUGAGAAGAACAUAAUAGUAGAGAUAUGCAUUACAUGUAAAUCAUUUAUAUUAUUAGUCAAUGCAGAGCUGCAAAGUUUGAGUUGAUAACUCUCUAACCUCUGUGAAUAUACAAGUUGUUUUGGAAGAUUAAAUAUUCACUUACCUUUUGAAAAUCUUCCUCUGAUUUGUCAUCCAAAGGGUCCCAGCUAUAACAUGUAGUGUCAUUUUGUUAGAUAAAAUAAUU